GAUGAGCGCUGCGGCCGGGAGUUUCGACGCAGGCCUGGGCCCGAUUGCUGUGGCCUUGUCGGACGGCUGAGAAGCUGGUGGCGGUGGGAUUGUGAGCUCUUCUCUCUUAUUUGCUCUUCUCCUCGACCUCCAUAGCGGCAGCAGUAGCAGCAGGAGAUCUCGUCUACGUAGAGAGAGUUCAGGUGAGCAGUGGAGCUCGAGCGGGGAGGCGCCAAUGCCGCGGAUGGGCCAGGAGGUGGUCGCAUCGCCGUGAAUAACGUUGGGACGGUGUUCGCCUUCCGCCAUUGUGCGGGUGAGAGUGUGGGUGGGCUGCGAGUCUCUGUCUCUCGUCCAGCUCCCGCUGCCGGAGUGGUCCGUGUGCAGCUCCUUAUGGUUUGAGCUUUGAAUUUGUUGGAAUAUGCGGGCAAUUUGUCGAUGGGGAUUUGGAGUAUGGACCGGAGACGAGUAGGCCUGGAGAGUCGAGCUGAAAUUUUACCGGUUCUCGCGACGGGCCCUUUGUGCAUUUGAGACGGGAAUUCUUUGUGAGCUCUCGGCAGGAGUAGGUCUGGUGAGCGUCCAUCGAAUUGCUUCAGCGGUUAUUUAAAAUUUGGCCUGGAUGCUCGGGAAAACCACGCCCAACAGGAUGAGGGGGUCCAGGAAUAAUGACGCAGUUCAUAAGAGGCGCGUCUUUGUCACGGUUUGCGCCACGGUCCUUAUGCUGUCCUUGCUUUCCAUUUACUACAGCUCGUUUUUCAACUCUCGCAUGCACCACGUCCAUGGUGACGGAAGCAGUGAGGAAGAGAGAGAAUGGGAAGGCGCCUCCAAGGUCGUUCGACGCCCCAAACCUCUAGCAGACGAUUUGUCGAUGGAUGACACCGGGGCCGACAAAGGGGAAGCGGACUUGGAUGUCGAUACUAUCAAUCUGAAAGAGGAGCGCCCCGAUGAAACGAAACGAAAGGCCGAUAAGUACGAAGCAGACGAUGACAAGGAUGACAGCGAUGAGAGGACUGAUAAUGACGAUCAAGACGCUUCCGCCGAAGAUCCCAAGGAUGAGGAGGGAAUAGACGAAGUUACUUUGAAAACUUUUCCUGUUUGUGACUCACGAUACUCAGAGCUUAUCCCGUGCCUCGACCAAUCCCUUCAAAAACAGCUGAAGAUGAGACUCAACCACUCUUUGAUGGAGCAUUUCGAGCGUCAUUGUCCUCCCCCUCAACAGAGACUGAACUGUUUAAUCCCCCCACCUCCCAACUACCAGGUUCCAGUCAAGUGGCCUGAGAGCAGAGACGAGGUUUGGCAAGCGAACAUUCCCCACACUUUCCUCGCCACUAACAAGUCUGAUCAGCACUGGAUGGAACUCCAAGGCGAUAAAGCGAUCUUCCCCGGUGGUGGCACCCAUUUUCAUGACGGAGCGGAUAAGUACAUUGCGAAUCUUGGCAAGAUGCUCGGGGAAGCGGACGGAGACUUGAGCAAAGCCGGAAAGAUCCGCACAGUCUUUGACGUAGGAUGUGGUGUCGCUAGUUUUGGCGCUUUUUUGCUACCUCUGGACAUUAUUGCCAUGUCAUUGGCCCCUAAUGAUGUGCAUCAAAACCAAAUUCAAUUCGCAUUGGAGAGGGGAAUCCCGUCCAUGCUUGGUGUGUUGGGAACGAUGAGACUUCCUUAUCCAAGUAAAUCUUUCGAUCUGGCUCAUUGCUCACGAUGUCGUAUCGACUGGCACAAGCGAGAUGGAAUCUUGCUUCUUGAGGUCGAUCGACUGCUGAGACCUGGUGGCUAUUUUGCCUGGUCGUCUCCAGCCGCCUACCGGGAGACCGAGUCAGACAGGCAGGAGUGGAAUGAAAUGACGACUCUUGUGCGCAAUAUGUGCUGGACAGAGGCUGCUAAAGAAGGACAAACUGUGAUUUGGCAAAAGCCCCUUACGAGUGAGUGCUACGAAGAACGUCUUCCCGGAACGCACCCGCCGCUUUGCAGCUCCGUGGAGGACCCUGACGCUGCCUGGGGGCUUCCAAUGAAGACAUGUAUCACACCUCUGACGAAAUAUAAUGAAGACAGUCUGGAGCCAUGGCCACAACGUUUGACAGCUCCUUCUCCAAGAUUGCAAGAACUUGGGAUUGCCGAGAGAACGUUUGAAACUGAUACGUUCGUAUGGCAACAAAGGGUCCAGUAUUACUGGAAGCAGUUGAAGAUCAACGGACAAAUUGCACACAAUGGUGUUCGUAAUAUCAUGGACAUGAAUGCAAACUUCGGAGGUUUUGCCGCGGCUUUAAAAGAGCAGGACGUUUGGAUCAUGAACGUCGUCUCUCCGUAUGGCCCGAAUACUCUGAAGAUGGUGUAUGACCGGGGCUUGAUCGGUACCCUCCAUGACUGGUGCGAGGCCUUUUCAACGUAUCCUCGUACCUACGAUGUCCUGCAUGCGUGGGACGUUUUCUCUAAGGUAGACGAGAGAGGGUGCAGCAUAGAAGACUUGCUCCUGGAGAUGGAUCGUGUAGUGCGACCUUGGGGCAUCAUAAUCAUAAGGGACAACGCCUCGAUGGUCAACCGAGUUGGCAAGUAUUUGAAGGGUCUGAGGUGGGACCACUGGUCUAAAGACGAUUUCGAAAUUGUCGAAGAUGCCCUUUCUCACGGAGACGAGAAGAUUCUGAUGGCCCGAAAGCGACUGUGGCAACCUGUGGAAUCAUUCUAACUUGGAUGAAGUUAGGGUAACUGCUACGUCACUGAUUCAUGUGUUGCGAAGUGAAUAUACCGAAGGUUGUCAGUCGUAAGAUGAGGAGAUCAAAGCAGGCUAUGAUGAUUCUGGAAUGACACCCAGAAGCCCCUCAGUUGUAGAGAGGUAAAUGCUCAACUUCAGCUUGUAGAUGGUGUAAAUUUGCCAGAUUAUAUCAGUAUCGAGUUGGUUAGUGAGGUUAUUCACUCAGUGUAUCCAAUUACAAGAGAUUCUUUCCCUCGUGCAACAGGGGUGCAACGAAUAUCAUUCUUUAUUUCCCCUCUCUCCUCUUUAGGUGUUCACCACCCCGUGUUACUAGAUUUCUGACUAGAGAACAUUAGAUUUAUUGAAAGGUACAGUUGGGGAGACGAAAGCGUGUUUCUCAGCGUACAUGGGUCAUUGUUUUUUGGCAUAUUUCAAUUGUACGAAUUAUAAACAAAUGCCAAAUUGAAGGUGGAAUUUCUGCCGACCUCAAUUCUUAUUCAAAUCUUUCUGUCUUGAUACGAGGUUGUCGUUGUGGAGACU
Marchantia polymorpha subsp. ruderalis is the source of this 3202-nucleotide messenger RNA. The record is from the annotation of a GenBank genome assembly. NCBI's taxonomy places the organism in Eukaryota, Viridiplantae, Streptophyta, Marchantiopsida, Marchantiales, Marchantiaceae.